Messenger RNA from Cryptomeria japonica (Japanese cedar), 1107 nucleotides. Its product is annotated as putative disease resistance protein RGA3. The transcript has 3 exons. Gene Ontology annotation, biological process: defense response to fungus. NCBI's taxonomy places the organism in Eukaryota, Viridiplantae, Streptophyta, Pinopsida, Cupressales, Cupressaceae. The coding region runs from base 1 to 1107 and encodes 368 amino acids. Gene Ontology annotation, molecular function: ADP binding. The record is from RefSeq and is a predicted model, not a curated record.
AUGGCAUCUGCUUUGGUUGAUGUUGUUGUGGAAAAGCUUGUUGGGAAGUUGUUAGAGGAGAUAAACAAGGAGGUAUCACUUGUCUGUAACUUCAGAAAUGACUAUAAAUGGCUGAGCAAGAAGCUCACAAAUGUAAGAGGGUACCUCACAGAUGCAGAUGCUCAGAUUGCAAAAAAUGCGUCCGUGAAAAGCUGGCUGCUGGAUGUUGCAGAUAUUGCUUGGGAUGCAGAGGACAUACUCGAAGAUUGCGCUGUUCAAUCUCAAGGUACUAGUAAUGAAAUCCCCCAGUCCUCUUGUGUCUAUGCUUUCAGUUAUUCUCAAUUAGUCUUUCGCUAUAAAAUGGCACGUCGGAUCAAGGAAGUGAAAGAUAGAAUGAAGUCCGUCAUGGAAGAUGUAGCGGAGCUCAAGCUUGUUGAGAGUCUGACUCAUUCAGAGCAACCCUCCACGAGUACAUCGCAGAAUGUAAAUUGGAGGGGGUCACCAAUAAUAGAGAGUGAUUCAAAACCGGUGGCUAUUGAGCCCAAGGUUGAAGAAGUCCUCCGCUUAAUAGAUGAUUCUGCCACUCCUGUCAUUGCGUCGUUGGAAUGGGCGGCGUGGGGAAGACGUUUCACAGACUCCCUUAGAAAGUUGCAGGCUGACGUCGCCACGCGAAUAAAGUUGCAAGCUGAGGAGAAUUUCAAAGAAAAGUUGAGAGCUUUGGAGAACUUGAAAGAAGAGUCGCAAGCAGACAUGGCCUCGCAAUUAAAGGCGCAAGCUGACGAGGACUCCAAAAUAAUGUCUAAAGCUGAAGUGGCAGCACAGCUGAUUCAUGAGUGUUUAACAAGCAGAAGCUCUCUCAUUGUGCUUGAUGAUGUGUGGAGGGCAACUAGGGAAGAUAACUUGAUAUCUGCACUUGGCCUUCCAACUGGAAAUAUUAGCCAAUGCAAAAUUGUGGUCACAACACGAAGCAAACAUGUGAGCAGCAACAUGCAUGCCCGUGUUUAUGAGGUGUACCCUUUGUCACAACAACAGAGCUGGGAGCUCUUUUGUGCUUUUGCCUUCUUUGACAGCCAGCAAAAUCAGCCGCCACAUGAACUUGAAGGGAUUGCUCGACAAGUUGAAAGUUAG